Symbiodinium sp. CCMP2456 is the source of this 951-nucleotide messenger RNA. The record is from the annotation of a GenBank genome assembly. NCBI's taxonomy places the organism in Eukaryota, Dinophyceae, Suessiales, Symbiodiniaceae.
AUGACACUGGCAGAUCUCGAGCCUCUGGUGCAGCAAGCGCCCGACCAGCAGAUCAUGGUCACGGAGGAUCAGAAGCAACAGUUGGCAUGUAUUCUGUCGCGGCCCCUCUAUACCUGCCUGUCCUGCGGGGUCACAAUGCCAGAAAAGGCCGAAAGGCUGCGACAUGGUUACUUUUCGGAGAUAGGGGCCUCGGUGGGGGAAGACGAGAUGGGCUGGCCUUCUGUGGAGCCAUACAUGGUACAUUAUGAGGGCUAUCCCCGCACCGGGGGCAAAGCCGCGACCAUGUCUGAAAUCGAGCAAUUCCAGCGUACCGCCAUCUUCUUCAACCUGGUCUUGUGUGAAUCGAGUGAACAUAUACGCAAAACGGGCUGUAGCACUGCACUGGAUCUGUUCUGCGUGAACUUCGCGGGCUGCUGCGGUGGCGCACCCAGCAGCGCAGACGCAGAGUUGCUCAGGUCGUCGCUGGACGACAACUUCUUCAACGAAAUCUUCAAUGCACACUUUGGCGGCACCAUGCUGCGUGCCCCUCUUCCAAGCGAGGCAACUUGGGGAGAUGCCGUGGUUUGCGACCUUCGGGAGUCCUUGCAGGGCUUUGAGCUGCGCGAGGGCCACGUCUACCACCCUUGCCGGGUCGUCUUCCGCCAGAGGAACGAAGGCCUCGUGGUGGAAGCCAUCGUGACAGGAGGCACCGGGAGCCCCGAGACGGCGUACCGCCCUGACACCGGCACCCCCGAGGAGUGGCUUUGGGCGAAGCGUCAGGCCGUGGCGGGAGCACUCCAGCGCCAUCAGUACCAGGAGCACCUGGUAAAUGGCCACAUGGUCAUGGAAACCUUCGUGGCGCUCGCCUACAAGCACCUCUCGCCCGAGCACUACGCUUUCAAGCUACUGGGGCCGGUGAGCGGCGACGUGGGCUUUGUGAACCGCUCCUGGGGGGUGGACCCUCGCAUUUAA